AGAAAGUAGGUCUAUAAACAAAUAUGGCGACGCGAAAGCGUGGACGUCCCGUAGGCGGAGGUCUUACGCGUUCGAUUAUAAGGGAAAGAAAAAGAGAAUCGGACAGGGAAAGGAGCCGCGAGAAGAUUUUUAUUGGUAACCACAUAGACCGCUGGUGUCGGGUGAAGAGGGAGUUAAAUUUCCUGUAUAAUUAUGAGCUCGCGGGCUAUCUGCUUGACAGGUAUGAGCAUGAUGUGCGAUGGCAAAAGACCACACAGGUGGCGCCCUCUACGCCACCGCCUGACCAGUCUCAUCUCGGGAAGAGGGUAGAGCCAGCAUCGGAAUUCUCAUCCAUGGAAUUCGAAAGACAUGCGACAUUUGUAAAGACGGAAGUGGAAGACUUUGACCCAGGUCCACCCAGCAGCAAAAAGGCUAAAGAGGCAGAGCAUUCACCAUCGGAGGAACCUUUUGAGUCCAAUGUCGGUACAGAAGAAUCGGAAGUGGUGAGGAUAAAAGAGGAAACGGAAUCCCUGACGUCGGACCAUGAAUCCCAAGAUGUGUCUUUGCAUUUAGAAGUGGAAGAUGGAGCUGAGUCCAUUGAUGAUGAUAGCAGUGGAGAGAGUGAUUCAGAUACAGAAAGUGGAGAGGAAGUGUGCAUUAAGGAGGAAGAGGACCCUUUUGACAUUUUAUUCAAUAUGGAGGUAACUACCAGGGAUGGAAAUCUCUACAUGAUGCCCAUAUCUGAGUCAAGGGAAGAUAACUCUGUAACGACCACCGAGGCAGAGAAUGAUAACGAUGCAUGUCUCUCACAGAUACCCCGUCUGGGAGAGUUUGAGGAAAAUUAUUCAGAAUGUUUGAGAAAUUCGGAAGUGGAUGCAGAUAGAACUGAAUUGUCAAAGGUUCAAUCCACAGAAGAUGAGAGAAAGGCUUCUCUGCUCAGAUUAUUGUCCAACCCAACCUUCACACAAGCCAACCAACAGCUGAAGCUUCUGAUUGGAGACAGCACAAAAGCCGGAACAAAGAAGAAAGGGAGGAGAAUGGUCAGAAGACCCAUAGCUACGCAGACAAUCAAAGAACUGAAAAAUUUGUUAGAGAAGAGGACAGUUACACAAGCAGACGGUUGUUUUACAAACCUGAAAACCUCAAAAUCAAACAGAGUGAUGAGAAGUAUGAACAGAAAUUCCUCUGACUUAAACAGGCCAACUGUAGGUACAACUGGUCCUACUGUUUCUGCAGUUCUCGCGUCACGGACCACAUCAUCACCCGCUUCAGAACCUCCGUCAAAUGCUGCCGAUUCUCAGCAGACAGUGAAACGUGAUUCUAACGAGAAACAGGCAACCCUGAAUUUAACGUUAACAAUAAAUCCUGUGACUGGGAAACUAAUGCUAGUGAAGUCAGAAGAUGUAGCAGUUGACGGCAAUUUGAAAUCAACAAAUGCAGACAGUAUGAGACAACUAUCCUUAGCGUUAGUAUCAAACUCUGAAACUCGGAAGGUGAGGGAGUCGUCAGAGGCAAUGUCAAAACGGGAACAAACACUUAUAGCAAAUUCUAGUCGUGAGGAAUCUUCGCUGGUGAAAUCACCAACGACAAGUGAGGAUGGUUUCAGUCGGCUGUCGCCGUCGGAGGCAUCUGUGACAUCAGAUCCCAAGGUAGAGGUAAUAGUUAAGCAUGAUGUUGCGAGUCGGUCAUCCAUCAAUUCAACACUAGGCUCAGACCCACCGACAGGGAAUUCGAAGUUAUCGACGUCUUCCCAGUCAUUUAACAGUGAUUGUGUGAACCAGUCAUCCGUAAAUCUGUCUGUGCCCUCUGACCCUAAAGCAGUGGAACCAUCAUCAGAAGCAACAGGCUGUGAAAGUUUUAACCAAUCACCUCUAGACCUGACGAUACCAGACUCAGUGACUAAAACUUCUACAGUAGUGCAAUCACCCGAUAAGACAAAAGAUCGUGAAAAUUUCAGUCGGGACCCAAUUAUCCAAAAAUCUGUGUUAGUGACAUCACCCAAUAGGACCAAUGAGAGUAAAAGUCAGUCAUUUGAAGGUCUAGAUCCAGCGACAGAAACGUCACAAGGAGCAGUUUCAGGAACAGCAGAUACUGUAAGUGAUCAGGCUGGAGAUUCUCGUACGCAAAUGUCCGGGGCACCUGCUGGUACAGGAUCAAAGUUAAUACACAAAAACAACAAGCCGGCAAGGUCAAGGACACAGCACUCACAGCAUAAGCUGGGCCCUUCUUCCAAAACGGACACAUUGUCUCACAGAGGGCAGGUGAAAACAACUCCCGUGCUACAGAAUGCAGGCAAUGCGGUUCAAGGGGCCGGUUCUGGAGAAACAAUAGAGAGGCCUCCUUCUAAGACAGUGAAAGGAAAAAGGGAUGAGAAACUGGCCCAUUUAUUUACAACUCCGAAGGACAUGACCGUGUGGGGUAUGAAUAUCUUCCAAGAUGAGAUGAACAAUGGGUUGGAAGAUGGGAAUCCUUCAAGAACUUGUGACUCCAAGGAGGGAAAGUCCGCUUCCAAAAGAUUUGGAGAGGUCUCUGAUGAAGAGUUGAUUAAGUACUACGAAGGCAACCAGUCCUCCAGCACUAGGAAAAACACCAGAUGGGGACUCAAAGUUUUCCAAGAAUGGUGUUUGGAGACUCAAGAAGAAGCAGUGGAUUUCUCAUCAAUCAAUUCCCAAGAUUUGGCGACAUUACUUACGAAAUUUUAUUGUGAAGCAAAGCCCAAACCGCUGAAUUCUCGACAGAAUGCAUUUACAGCAGAAGCGGCCGGGGAAUACCAUAAGAACACCCUGAAAAAUAUCCGCGGGGCUAUCAACCGCCAUCUCCAGGAUUUAGGACGGAACAUUGAUAUUGUAAACGACAAAGAAUUCAGGGCAACGAACAGGACCCUUAAGGGCUUGCUAAAGCUGAGAAUGCAGGAGAGACUUUCAAGGCCCUCCUUGCAAGACGAUGUUAUUAGUGAGGAGGAUUUAAAAUCUAUUUUUGCUUACUUCAAAAAUGCUGAAUCGCAUCCUGUAUUACUGCGGCAGUGUGUCUGGUUUAAUCUCGCAAUUCAUUUCGUUACGCGGGUGACAGAAUUUCAUCCCCAGUUGAAAAUCAACUCAUUUUUGUUCAAGAGUGAUGAAACGGGUGAAUACGCAGUCUUGUUGCAUGAGAUUAAACAAAAAAAUGCCCAGGGCGGAUCAAACGGUGAGGACGUACUCAGUGAUAAACGCAUGUAUGCUACACAAACACGACAGUGUCCUGUAAAAAUGCUCAAACUUCUAAUAGAAAAAACCGAUAAAAACGCAGAUUCAUUGUUCAACCAGUACAACAAACCUGCUGUGGAAUACCCCACUUUGGAGUCUACAUGGUACAUCAACAAACCCUUAGCAAAACGAUCAUUCGCCAACUUUUUAUCGGACAUCUGCAAAUACGCAAAAACAAGCAAAAUAUAUGCCCCGCAUUGCCUUCGGACCACAGCUAUACGGCAUACGAACAACAUAGGUCAUCAUACCGAAGCAUCAGUUACAUCGGACAAAAGGCACGGCUCAACAGAACAGAAAAAGACUCUCGGUUCGACACUGCCAAAGGUUACAGUAAUGGAAGAUGACAACUCACCUCCGGCUCGAUGUCCGGAUCCGGAAGCAGACAUACUGGCUCAAUGUCCGGCUCCGGAAGCAGACACACCGGCUCAAUGUCUGGCUCCGGAAGUAGACACGCCGACAGAUUCGUGUUCAGUUCAAUUAAGCAUGAAAACUCCUGUUGGUUCAACUUCUGGUGAUUGCAGCUCUGCUGUGGCUAAGGAAACAAACUCAGAUCCCAUUAAAAAUGAUGAUUAAUCUCCUGAAUUCGAAAUCUGUGUCAAACACUGUCCAAGGGAUCUUAACACGUUCAUUUCUUCAUGGUUGCACAUCCAAGAUGAUAACCGAAUCGCUUUCUGCUUGAAUAUACCCCGGGUCUGUAAAAUGUAGACAUACCCACUUGUGAUCGAAGUCCAACUUUUAUAAAAGGAACAGAUAAAGUCAACAAGUCAGACUGAGAUCAAAAGUGAGCUUGCCGAAUUUUUAUGGUCCUGGGGCCAGAACUAUUGGCUUUUUAGCUCAUCUGAGUUUAAAGCUCAAGUGAGCUAAUCUGAUUAAUUUUGUCUGGUGUUCGUCAAUCUGUGUCCUUAAACUUCCCUUCUCCAGAAUCAUAGGGCUCUUGCUUGUGUUAAGAGGAACAAGUGUGUUCAAAUGAAGUGACAUGCCCUUUUUUUGAGUGGAGUUGAUUAAAAAUUAGUAAAAUUGUGGCAUCUUAUAAAGUACACUGGGUCAAUUUCAGUCAAACUUGGCACAUCUUGAGCUAAGGGGAUUCAAGUUUGUUCAAAUGAAGGGCCAUCCAUGUUACCUCCAAACGGGGAGAUAAUCAAGAUAAGGCAAAAUAGUAUGGGGUCAUUUAAAAAUCUGCUUCUUAAUAACCACUUGCAAGACGGGAGGGGGGAUAGAGGAUCAAAGUGUUACAUGGGUAUAUAUAUAGAAAUUUUUUAUGAAAAUCUUUAGAAGAACAACAGGGCCAUGAUUACUCAUAUUAAUAAGCAAGCAUCCCUGGGUAGUGCAGAUUCAAAUUUGUUCAAAUUUGGUCCUUGGGAUAGGAUGUUGGCCACAGUUUUACGGGAGAAUACAUAAGGCAAACAUCUUCAAAAAUUCAACUCAAGAACAGCAGGGCUGUGAAUAUUUGUACUCAUGUUAAUCUGCAGGCAUCUUCAGGUAGUUGGGAUUCAAGUUUGUUAAAAUCAUGGUCCCCAUUGGUAGGAUGGGGCCACAAUAGGGGAUAAAAAUUUUUUAAUGGGUAUAUAUAUAUAUAUAGUGAAACAUCUUUUUAAAAUCUUCUCUAGAACAGUAUGACCACAGUUACUUAUAUUGAUAUACAAGAAUCUUUGGGUAGAGCAAAUCAAGUUUCUUAAUUUUGGGGCCUCAGGGGUAGGAUUGGGUCACAUAAAGAGAUAAAAAAUGUUAUUGUAGGAAUUGAAAGGAACUUAAUUAAAGCAAUUUUUUCAUGAUUACGUGUACCAGGGUCACACUAAAUCAUAUUAAAAUGCAAAUGUUGCAAGAAGCUCUGUGUAUUGAAGUUUUUAGUAUGCCCCCACACCCCCUUGACCAAAGAGUGGGGGGAGAGGGUGUCCUAACUUUUAAAUGGUGAGCGAUAAGGCUCUCAUUUGCAUGUGUAUUCCUUGUGUCAAGACCUGUCAUUUAGCUCCAAAGUUUUUAACCUUGUGACAUUGACCUAAGAAAACCUAACUUAUUCAAUGUCUCCUAAAUUAUUUAUAGUAGGGCUUUCAUAUUUUGUCUAUAGAUUUCUUAUGACAAGGUCUUGCAUUUUAUACCAUAGUUUUUGACCUUUGUCAUUAUCUUGUAUUAUGCAUUGCUGUAUUUGGACCUUGCAAUUGUGUAUUGUUGCAUUUCAUUAAAGAAAUGAAGAAAUA
Messenger RNA from Ostrea edulis (European flat oyster), 5416 nucleotides. RefSeq lists its product as uncharacterized. NCBI's taxonomy places the organism in Eukaryota, Metazoa, Mollusca, Bivalvia, Ostreida, Ostreidae. The record is from RefSeq and is a predicted model, not a curated record. The transcript has 12 exons. Gene Ontology annotation, molecular function: DNA binding. Gene Ontology annotation, biological process: DNA integration; DNA recombination. The coding region runs from base 24 to 3794 and encodes 1256 amino acids.